Anopheles gambiae (African malaria mosquito) is the source of this 2942-nucleotide messenger RNA. Its product is annotated as putative nuclease HARBI1. The transcript is spliced from 5 exons. NCBI's taxonomy places the organism in Eukaryota, Metazoa, Arthropoda, Insecta, Diptera, Culicidae. Bases 1 to 732 code for a protein of 243 amino acids. The record is from RefSeq and is a predicted model, not a curated record.
AUGAUUUUCUCCCACUUCGUAAGUGACGAUAGCAGCAGUGAAGAAGAAACAACGGUAGAUCUGGCAAAACAGCGUCCACUGCUUCGAAGUGUUUUCGACCCGUUACAGCUAUUUAACCAAGCGAACAAAUGGAUCUCUUUAGCGAUGGAACCAAAUGAGCAACAAGAUGCACGACGAUACUUCUUCUCAAAAAGUGGCAUCCCUGGUGUUGUGAUGUGUGUUGAUGGAACACACAUAAAAAUUAUUGCACCAGUGGACGAUUACAAUCAGCAUUGUAACCGGAAGGGCUAUUACAGCCUAAACGCGAUGAUUAUUUGCGACCAUCUCAUAAAAAUUCGUUAUGUGAAUGCCAAAUUCGGAGCAGUCAAUCACGAUUCACAUAUUUGGAAUGUAAGUGGAAUGGACAACUUUUCCGAAACAAAACAUCGACGCGGAGAAACUGCAUUCAAGAUACUAGGUGAUGCUGGAUACCCGUCAAAAUCGUGGUUAAUAACACCAAAACGUAAUCCUGCUCUCAACACACCAGAAGCUGCCUUUAAUAAAAACCAUGCUUUUGGUAGGAAAAUAGUGGAGCGUACGAGCGGGUUGCUCAAAAAUAGAUUUAGAUGUUUGUUAGGUGCUCGACAGUUGCACUACACCCCGGUAAAAGUAACUCAAAUAACGAACGUAUGUUGCAUCUUACACAACAUGUGUAUUGCGUAUGGAAUGGAAGAGCCAAACUCAGAUGAAUAAGAGGCAGCACAACUAAGUUAGCGAUUGAGUUCUAUUUUUUAUUUUUUAUUCAUCACAAAAGUUCACAUCAGCGCUGCUGUUGCGUUCUCUAUAGCGCCAGCUACCUUCGUUAGAGCAGCGGUGGAUUCUUUUUGCGCCUCUAUGUUGCGCUUCAUGAGCUGUAGCAGCUCUUCGUUUUGGCGCAACACCGCCUCGGUGUUUCUGCGCUUCCGGCUUCGUUUCUGUCGAGCUUUGGUUACCACCGGGUUUUGCUGCUCGUUAUUUGCCAUCUCAAUAUAUGGCUGCUCGUUGUCGAUGUUUGGCUCGUUAUUGUUAAUCGCCAACAAUUGGUUGUUGUUGUUGUUGUUGCUGUCCAUCGUGCAAAGCUGAUCGCCGAAAGAACGGCCAGAGUUGCCUUCUAUUGUGGCCUUUAAGUUGGUUAAGUCAGCAACUCGUUCCUCCUCGUCGUUUAAGGGCCGUUGAUGGAACAGCCCGCCACCAGUAGCCAACAACGACGCUUUAUUGACUAGCAGCUUUUUUUUACCGCACAUUUAUAAUCGAACCAUACCUGUAAAAACAGACAUCAAAAAUUAAAAGCAAAAUGUAUAGAAGUAUUGUUGCUCUUUUAAUCAUACCCGCUUCCACGUUGCACCCGUUCGAAUUGGCGGUCCAAGGGCGUUAAGAUGCUCGGCCAUCUCUUCCCAAAAAGCGGUCUGGUCACCCUUGAACAUCCCUCUAGCGAUGUCGGGGACAACUUCCAACUUGUCGACCAUUUUUUGGUACUGCAUUCUGGUUGUGCGGGCGUCUUUGUUAUACCUAAAAGUGUGUGCAGUAUUGUAUUUGUGUUUGUGUUUCAUAAUACAUAUCUUGGCAGUGUGCUUGUGAGUUUGUGUUUCGUUAAUUUUUAUUUUUCCAACACACAACACAAACGUAUGUCAUAAUACAAAUCUUCCGAUUUUGACAACUUGUCUUUACAAUUUAUGUUUAAUAAUCGGGCCUAUAAUGUUUACAUUUGAAGCAAAUUUACUUCGGUGAAAUUCUUGAAAAUUUUACUUGAUCAUUUAUCAAAAAUUGAGUGCAAAGUGUUACUUCAAUGGUUCAUAAACACAUUCCGGGUAAUUAUUUCGAUGUUUUCUUGGUAGAUUCUUGGUUAUAUGCUAAGAAAACAGUGUUUUUUUAUAUUAACAAAUCAACACAACUUGUGUGUUUACUUCUUGAGCGGCUAUUGACAACACUAAACAUAGAGAUUAAAAUUAAGCACAUUUUUUGUAUACAUUUUUAGUUAUAUUAUUUUAAUGAUAUUUCUUUGAGAUAGAGUAGACAUAAGAAAUAUAGAUCUCAUUCAUUUAGUGUAUACAUUUGCUUCAUUUAGUGUAUAGAGUGUAUGGUAAAUUUAGUUCCAGUUAGUGUAUUUGCUUGUUGAUAUACCUAUUUGCAUUAAAAAAACUGUAAGAUUGUAACUUUUUGGAAUAUUACAUCUGAAAGUAUCUGGUAAGUUGAUAAUUUAUUAUGUUAUGUUUCGAAUCAAUCAUAAUAACACACAUUUCUCCUUCGAUUAAGACAUUAAAAUGCCGUAUAGGUCGUGUGCGGCGGUGUUUUGUGGAAACAACAGUAACACUGCAAAGCAAUGGGGCCUCAAUAUUGUUUUCCAUAGUUUUCCUUCCGAACCUGAUGUGUAUUGGAUAUGGAUACAGUUUUGCGACCGUUAUGAAAAUUGGACACCGAACAAAAGUGCCGCAAUUUGUUCUCAACACUUUCGAAGAGAGGAUUAUCAAUUAGGGAACACGCCGCUCUCAAGCAUUCCAAAUAAUAUUCGACGUUUACACUUAAAAGCUAUCCCAACUGUGGUUAAUACAAAUAUUGACCCAGUCAAACAACCAGAAAACACCGAAACAUGCUGCAAUGUAAACGUUUUAGAGCAUGGUUACCAAAACCCACCCAGUAAUAAUGCCUCACACGAAACAUUAAACGAAAACAUAAAUAAUGAAAAGGAUGCAAAAAUAGCAGCUUUAGAAUUAGAGCUCAAGAAAUUACAAAACGUUCAAAAAAUUAAUGAAACAUGAACUGAGCACAACCGAAAUUUAUGAAACAAUCUAGAACGUUUGAACACAGAAAACAAGCUUCUGCAAAAGAAAAUUUCAUGUCUAAAAAAAGGACACGAUAAAAAACAAAAAAUAAAUCUUUUAAAUCAACAACCAAAAUCUCGGCCAAUAAAAAUUUGCUCAAAAAUA